This is a messenger RNA of Bombus pascuorum, 1215 nucleotides long. RefSeq names its product pre-mRNA-splicing factor ATP-dependent RNA helicase PRP16-like. Lineage: Eukaryota; Metazoa; Arthropoda; Insecta; Hymenoptera; Apidae. Bases 401 to 682 code for a protein of 93 amino acids. The transcript has 2 exons. The record is from RefSeq and is a predicted model, not a curated record.
CCAGUAUUUUGAACUGGCUGAGAAGAUGACGAGAGCAGUAACUGCCCGUAGAAGAAGAUACAACGGGGCAUGAAGGGACAACCCUGAUGACUGCCGACAGGUAUUACCGGGGCUGUCUGUCCUCAAAGCAGAGGAAGAGGGAGGAGGGGUUUUUAGUGGGUAUGGCAACAACAUCCGCCCGAGUCCCACAUAACCCAGUGAUGCGGGUCACUGGGCAUGCGUAACAGCAUUUUCCCCUCCUCACGCAAAAAAAAAAAAAAAAAAAAAAAAAAAAAAAAAGUAUCGGAGAACCGGGUACGCCUGUUCCUUAUCGUAAUACUCCAAGUAGAUUGGAGUUAUAAUUGUUCAGAUUUUCAAUGAAAUGUAAAUAUAAGACUACGUGGUGUAUCAUCAACUUGUGAUGACUGGCAAGAAGGAGUACAUGCAAUGCGUUACUGCCGUUGAUGGCCACUGGCUAGCCGAAUUGGAUCCUACGCUUUUUAGCGUGAAGGAAACUGGACGAAGCGGACGAGCAAAAAGACGUACAAGACAUUCACAUGAAAUGGAAGGGCAGAUGAAAGAAGCGGAAGAAGAAAUGAAAGCUAGGGCCCGAGAACAACUUGAAGGUGAACAAGCUUCUAUCAGGAAGAAGGAAAUAUUGACGCCAGGUAUCGGAGAACCGGGUACACCUGUCCUUUUUUAAUAUAUGUAUCAUCACAAGAAGCCUAAUUUCUCUGCCGGUACCAGCAACUGCAGCAAGUAGCUUUGAUAAAUAUUUAUUUUCCAUUUCUAUUAAAUUUAUCAAGCUGAUAUCCUCAACAGGUUUGUAUACUAGCCGAGGAGGACCUUCCAUAAAAUAUUCUAAUGUAGAAUCUUUUUUCCAUGUUUGCUUAGCUAAAUUCUCAAAAAAACUAUCCAUAUUUUCGUAAAUGUAUCGAAUCUGCAGCUUUGUGUAUGGUCUCGUCCUUUUUCGAAUUGCAUGCUGAUGAUUCUGUUAUUAUUAUUAUUAUUAUUUCGUACAUUUGCUAACGUUAAUCGAAAUAUGUUAGAAUACUGAUUUCAAAUAAAUGACAUGUAAAAUGUAUUUUUCAAAUUUGUAACAUAUCUUUUGAUAAUUCACAUAUGUUUUAUUACCAUCCUAUACUUUUCCAGCAUCACUUUCAAGCAGUACUUUCUUUAAUUACCUUUAACUACUAUUAUGAUACCAUCAUUUCUUACAUAUUUGCAAAAAACAAA